Molecule: messenger RNA, 1000 nt
Organism: Mytilus californianus (California mussel)
Lineage: Eukaryota; Metazoa; Mollusca; Bivalvia; Mytilida; Mytilidae
Product: mytilin-1-like
Exons: 2
Coding region: 134-880 (248 amino acids)
Source: RefSeq, a predicted model, not a curated record
UAGAAAAGUAUGUCAUUCGAAACAAUGCUGGCUAUAAAAUGAGCCCCUCAAAGCUUUAGACGCAAACAGUUAAACUGAAGCCUUCUGUAGCAGUCAAUACAGUCUUCUGGAAAUUCACAGAAAUAAUUGAGGGAUGAUUUCCAUAUAUUGUUGGUUUUUCGCUGUAUUGGGGACCUCUGGAACAUUAUUAGUUCACGCCAAUGAUUCGAACAAGCUUCAAAAUGUAAAAGCUGUGAUUGCUAUUGCAGACAAAGUACUUGACUUUUACGAUCAUACUACUGAAUGUGUAGGGGAAUUGAUGUGUAUAAUUGCUGCAAAACCAGAAUCCAAACGCAAUCAAAUGUUGAGCAACCCUUUAGGUGUCGUAACUAAAAUUGCAACUGACAACGGACAAGAUCGUUACAGCUCGUUAUAUGCUGAAGCCAGGAAAUUAUUAGCUGACUAUCCGAAUAUGGAACAUGUUUUAAAUGCAGCUAAAAAUGGACACUCCGUAAAAGAUAGUGAUGUCUGUGAAUCAAUGUACUCCAAAUGUCCAUAUGAGCCAAAAGAAUUGCUGGACACUGUCAACGAUUUGGGGGAUAUUACCACACUAUUGUCUAAGAACGUGUUUGGGAAAGUCAUCGCAGAUGCAAUUGAUUUUAACAACACACAGGUUGGAACGCCUGAAACAAAUAAUAGACAAAAGAGAUCAUGUGACCACAAAGCACUGGACGACAGUUGCACUGCUCUUGGAACUACUUGUGGUGUAGUGACUGCAGGAUGUGCUAUUUGUACCUUUUUUACAUUUGGAGCUUGUAUAGCGCUCUGUGGUGAAGCUACUGUUGGAACGUGUGGAGCUGCCGUUGCUGGUUGUCAUGUUGCUAAAGCUGUAUGUGGAUAAAUGCGACUUCACUAGAAACAUAAGUGAAUCAUCGAGAUAAAUAAAAAGUAUAAUCUCCUUAUUUAUGAUGAAAGAUGUUCCUGAUUUGUUUAAUUUUAACUCUAUUUUGAAGAUCAGAAU